AUGUCCGACCUUUUCCACUCUCUUUCACUGUCUCUCCUCCUCUUACCCUUCUUCUUCAUUUCCAUGGCUGCUCAGUUCAAUUAUUCAAUUUACCCCAGCUGCCCUUCAUACAACUGCGGGAACAUCAAUAUCAGCUACCCUUUUUGGAGGAUCGGCAGUGAAACCUCCACCCGGUUCUGCGGUUACCCUGGUUUUGGAAUCAAUUGCUCUAAAGACGGUGAUCAACAGGAUAUUCCAACUAUUAAUUUGGGAAACGAUUCUUACUAUAUCCAAAAUAUAUUUUACGGUGAUCAAAUACUGGAAUUCCCUUAUAUACUCUACGAACCAAAGACUAUUGUCCUUGUAGACUACGACGUUUCUGCCACCGUCCCGAUCGUCGACUGCCCCAUGGUGCGCCAUAACAUUUCAAUCGGAACUUUGCCUUUCCUUUUUACGGAUCAGAAUGUUAACCUACGUGUUCACUUUAAUUGUACCGGAGUUCCGCCUUUUGCACAUGAAAUCCCGUGUCUGAGUUCCGCGAGUAGUAAGUCGUGCGUUAAUAAAGUGAACUCCGAGCCAGCGAAUUUCAGUUGGGAUGAGUACUCAUGUGAUGACGAUGCUGUUGUAGCGACGGUGUUGGAUCAUGAACUUGGGCCAGAAAGAUUGCUGGGGAUAGAGUUCAUCGAAGCCUUGAGGGGAGGAUUCGAGCUCGCAUGGGAGAGAAUGGGGAAUUGCAAAAAGUGUGAAACUUCCUUUGGGCGGUGCGGUUACAAUAGCAAUACGACGGAGUUCAUGUGUUUUUGCUCCGGCGGCACGACUACUUUGGGUCAUUGUGAAGGUCUUGGUGCAACAAUCUAUGCUCACGUGAUGUGA
Messenger RNA from Lactuca saligna, 852 nucleotides. NCBI's taxonomy places the organism in Eukaryota, Viridiplantae, Streptophyta, Magnoliopsida, Asterales, Asteraceae. The record is from the annotation of a GenBank genome assembly.